Messenger RNA from Didymella exigua CBS 183.55, 1657 nucleotides. Its product is annotated as ubiquinone biosynthesis monooxygenase COQ6. Gene Ontology annotation, biological process: ubiquinone biosynthetic process. Gene Ontology annotation, molecular function: FAD binding; oxidoreductase activity, acting on paired donors, with incorporation or reduction of molecular oxygen, NAD(P)H as one donor, and incorporation of one atom of oxygen; 2-octaprenyl-6-methoxyphenol hydroxylase activity. The transcript has 2 exons. Gene Ontology annotation, cellular component: mitochondrion. NCBI's taxonomy places the organism in Eukaryota, Fungi, Ascomycota, Dothideomycetes, Pleosporales, Didymellaceae. The record is from RefSeq and is a predicted model, not a curated record. The coding region runs from base 71 to 1555 and encodes 494 amino acids.
CCACCACUCCCAAGUCUCGCCUUCCCCAAUCGAUCGCGCCCGCCGAUGCUACGGGCAUCCUGAGAACGUAAUGCCUCCUCGACUGCUCUUUGGAGCCCCGCGAGCCCUUUCUGCACGCCCAGCAGUGGUCGUGCGAGUGCGCCUCGGCCGGAGGUUCGCCUCGGGCUCCGCAAGUGCGCCGGACGUUUACGAUGUUGUCUGCGUGGGUGGUGGCCCGGCCGGACUGAGCUUACUGGCAGGCCUGAAGGCAUCGCCAGUGACGAGAGGGUUGAAGGUGGCUCUCAUUGAGGGUCAGGACAUGCAGAAGAACCGGCUGUCAAAAGAUGCAAGCCUAAGCAGCUUCUCGAAUAGAUGUAGCUCUCUCACACCGGCUUCUGUGCGAAAUCUACAAGAGAUCGGGGCAUGGAAGCACGUAAACGUAGCUCGGGUACAGCCAUACCAGGAGAUGCAGGUAUGGGAUGGCGUCACAGACGCACGUAUAUCCUUCGACUGGGACACGGCGCGCCCACUCCUCUCGCCUCGAAACCCUGCGCAGCCGACCACAAUCGCAUACAUGAUCGAGAACACGAACACCGUCACGAUGCUGUUAAGUCGACUGGAGGAACUGGGCGGCGUGGACAUGUUCACCUCGACCAAAGUGGACUCGAUUGAGCUGGGCACCGAUACGGAGCAGAUGGACCUCACAUCAUGGCCUGUCCUUACAUUGUCGAACGGCAAUACACUGGCAGCGAGGCUGCUUGUAGGAGCAGAUGGCGCAAACAGCCCUGUUCGGACGUUUGCAGAUAUCGAAUCACGAGGAUUCGACUACAACCGCUUUGGCGUGGUAGCGAGCUUGAGCGUCGAAGGGCAAGGCUGGGGGGGUCCAGAGCACAAGAUCGCAUACCAGCGCUUCCUGCCUUCGGGACCUCUGGCACUCCUACCUCUCCCAGGCAACAAGUCGACACUUGUGUGGAGUACAACACCCGAACGUGCUGCUAGGCUCAAGGCACUGGCGCCAGAAGAUUUUGUGGCUAUGGUCAAUGCAGGCUUCAGACUAUCCAUGACCGAUCUCGAGUACCUGCACACCCUCGAGAAGGGACAAGCCGAGGAGGUGGCAUGGCGAGAGAAGCACACACCCGUCAAUGAACGAGGAAUACCGAUGCGCAUCACUGACGUCGAGUCUGGCACCGUUGCUGGCUUUCCUCUCCGCAUGCGCCAUGCCGACACAUACACUGGCGAACGAGUCGCUCUUGUUGGCGACGCAGCCCACACAAUACACCCGCUCGCAGGGCAGGGCCUAAAUCAAGGUCAAGGCGAUGCUGCAGCUCUGGUGAAGACUAUAUCACACGCGGUACGAACUGGUCAGGAUAUUGGCUCCACACUAGCUUUGGAGAGCUACAACAGCGAGCGAUACGCCGAGAACAACGCCAUGCUAGGCGUUUGCGAUAAGCUGCACCGAUUGUACAGCGUUGAGUCUGGACCGCUUGUAGGACUGAGGAGCAUUGGACUGAGGGCAGUAGAUGCCAUGGGCCCGUUGAAGAGCUUCUUUAUGAGCAGAGCAGCAGGUGGAUCGUAGCACGUUGUACUUUAUUUACUGUAUACUUUGACUUGUAUAAAUACCAGCUGCAGCCGGAACACGUCUUGCGCAGUGUAGACCUCAAUUGCAUCAGAUCGCGCC